This is a messenger RNA of Solea senegalensis (Senegalese sole), 5846 nucleotides long. Its product is annotated as zinc finger and BTB domain-containing protein 5. The record is from RefSeq and is a predicted model, not a curated record. Bases 484 to 2706 code for a protein of 740 amino acids. Gene Ontology annotation, cellular component: nucleus. The transcript is spliced from 4 exons. Gene Ontology annotation, molecular function: protein binding; DNA-binding transcription factor activity, RNA polymerase II-specific; RNA polymerase II cis-regulatory region sequence-specific DNA binding. Gene Ontology annotation, biological process: regulation of transcription by RNA polymerase II. NCBI's taxonomy places the organism in Eukaryota, Metazoa, Chordata, Actinopteri, Pleuronectiformes, Soleidae.
CUGAGUGAGUGUUCGUGUGUGUGUGUGUGCGGGGAGGGAGGACAUUAUCAGACAUUUUAAUAUACAUGUGUUGGCCCAGAACAGCCAUGACUGUCAGUAACAGUUAUUAGCACAGGGAGGACACCGACAGAGAUGCGGUUCAAACGGUCACUGUGAGUGGACAUCACGGGCAGCUCUUCUCUCCUCUCCUCCACUUUCAGACUGAGUCUCCAGUACGUGGAGACACGGUUCAGAGUGGACUGUCCACGGGGAACAUAAUGGCGUGUAGAAACAGCAGCAGAAAGAUGUUAGCUAGUUAACAGUUAAUGUUUUAAAAAGGCGUUUUCGGUUCAGACACACAGGUGACCGCAUGCUAAUGCCGCUAACAUUGUAGAUUACAGGCGGUGUGUACGUAGCCAGUUAGCUUUAGCCUCAUCAGUCUAGUGUGAGGGCCUGAGCUGUUUCUGCCUCCUCAUACCUUCGCUCUCGUCAAAUUCAAGGGCCAUGGAUUUCCCAGGCCACUUUGAGCAGCUCUUCCAGCAGUUAAACUAUCAGCGUGUCCAUGGUCAGCUAUGUGAUUGUGUCAUCAUGGUCGGGAGCAGACACUUUAAAGCCCACCGCUCAGUGCUGGCAGCGUGCAGCACUCACUUCAGAGCCCUGUUCACUGUAGCAGAGGGAGAUGCAAGCAUGAAUAUGAUCCAGCUGGACAGUGAGGUGGUGACAGCUGAAGCUUUUGCUGCUCUGGUGGACAUGAUGUACACAUCAACACUAAUGCUGGGUGAGAGCAACGUCAUGGAUAUCCUCCUCGCAGCCUCACACCUGCACCUCAACAAUGUAGUCAAAGCCUGCAAACACUACCUGACCACACGGACACUCAUGUCUCCCUCAUCCGACAGACCGACACAUCACCACCCUCAGCAGGACCAACAGAGGCGCAGACAGCAGCAACAGCAGCAGCAGCAAGUAGCAGAUUUAGCUGUGAAUCCUACUGUUGCAGCUAAUGCUAAACUUGCAGCAAAUGCAGCCACAUCAAAGUUGCAGCGCUCCUUUCUGUUGCAGCAGCUGGGUCUCAGUUUGGUUAGCUCUGCUUUGGGUGGGAUGGAGGAGGACGGGAUGGGAAAUAUGGUUGACAAUAGAGAGGUGGGACAGAGAGCCUCUUUCCCUAUCCGACGCUUCCACAAACGCAAACCCUCUCUUGCCAUGAACCUGCCAGAAGAGAGACCUAGGCAGCGGCAGCGUCCCUCAGGUCCUAACCUGGGGUUGUUAGGAGAUGAAGGGGUGAACGCAGAGCGAGAGGAUGGAGCACUUCUGUCCCCCGACUCCCAUAAGAUGGGCGACGAUUCAAAAUUGGAUGCUGCGAUCACGGGCCUGGUAGGGGUUUCCCAAGAUGAUCCUCAGAUGCCAAGCCAGUCAGACAGUGGACGCUGUGAGGGGGAGGCCUUGGGGAAAAUGCAGGGAGUGAGUAAAGAGGAGGACAUCGAUGAGCAGGAACACCAGGACAACAGAUCAGGAGUGAAGAUUAAACAGGGUACAGACGAGGAGGAGGCUGAGGAACAAGAGCAGAAGGUGGUGGUGAAACGAGAGCCGCUAAGCUCACCUGAGCCACAAGAUGAAAUCAGCGACGUGACAUCACAGGCUGAGGGCAGUGAUCCCGCUGAACCUGGAGGCCAGGAGGAGGAGGAGAAGGUGGAGCUGAGCCCAGAGAGCAGCGACCGCAGCUUCACCUCUGAACCUCAACCCAGCUCUAACUCUCUGCUGCAGCCCAGCUCCCAGCUUCUCAUCAAAAGCACCAUGGGAGGAGGAGUUGGAGUCGGAGGCAGGUUUGGAUGCAGUAAAGGAUUAAACAGCAAACCUGGUUUUAGUAUUUCUAGCUUCCUUAGCCCAAAGGAUUUUGGAAGUACUGGGUCAGGAAUGGUGACGGGAGAAGAUGACCUGCCCAACACGACAACUGGGGAUGCAGUAGCGCACCACUUCUUGCUGAGACAGGAAGCAGCUGGGCCACCUGGCACUACUUCUUCUCUUUUGCAGUCCGGUCCACUCAGCAGUGAGAGUCACAGUGGAUUUGGUGAUAAUUUAUCGCCUGAUUCUCUGUUCCUUCGUCCCCUGCAUGACAGUUUGGGUAAUCCCAGAGGAAGUGGAGGGAAUGUGAAUGGAGAACAAGGAGGGGUUGAUCCCUUUGGUUUGGACUUCCAGCACUCCAGUCUGGGGCUUCACUCUCUGGGGCGACCUUCACGUGCGGGAGCUACCACUGCCUCCCUGGGCUAUCCGGGCUACAGACGUAUUGCUCCAAAAAUGACUAACAAUAUAGGAGGAGAAGAGGGUGUGGGUGGUGUUCUUCAGGAUUCUGCUUCGUCCUCCUCAAGUCUGGCAAGUCCCCUACUUCUCAACGAGAGUGGUGGGUAUGACAUGAACAGUGGCAGGCCCACGUCCCUCCCCCCUCAGCUGACCCGAGCUUCAGCAGAUGUCCUGUCCAAGUGUAAAAAGGCUCUGUCGGAGCACAAUGUCUUGGUGGUUGAGGGAGCUCGGAAAUACGCCUGUAAAAUCUGCUGCAAAACCUUCCUCACUCUGACUGACUGCAAGAAACACAUUCGCGUCCACACAGGAGAGAAACCCUAUGCAUGUCUCAAGUGUGGAAAGCGCUUCAGCCAGUCCUCCCACUUAUACAAGCAUUCCAAGACCACCUGUUUGCGCUGGCAGAACAGUAACAUGUCCAAUGCUCUACUGUAGGACUCUACAUGGCUGCAAUAAGAUGAAUACACCAGGAAUAGGAGAUGGGCUGAAUUUAAAAUCCCAACUAUAGAAGGCACACAAAGAGCGCAAACCUCUGCCAAAGCUGCUCAGUUUCCUACAGUGUCAAUAGACUCCUUUAUCACCUUUUUAAAAAAUACAUCUUGAAUUGAAAUUGAUAGAAUCCAGUAUCUGCAUCCCUACUAAAAUCUGUUAAUUUGUUCCUAACACAUCCUACUACCCAGAAAAUAGGGUUAAAAUUUGUCCCUUACAUUUUUAGCCAUACUGCUCACAAACAGUCAGAAGCUGCCAAAAAACAGUCAUGGCAGGAGUAAACGUUUGUCUGACGCCGUUACAGAGCAGCUUGAUCUGAUCAGCUGCCAUGUCCAAACUAACUCUUCCUGAUCACAAUAUAAUCAUACAUUUACACUUUUCAAGGAGAAUCGUAUACUUUCAAGUUACUGAGAACACUUUUAUUCUGAAGAAAGAUAUAGAUGCAGGACAUUUAUAGCUACAUAUUUAUAGACUCAUUAUAUAGUGUCAUAUAUACUCUCCUGUAGAAAUAUCAUAAUAGUAUUAGAAGGCUUCUCCAUCAGUGUCACUACACGCACCCAUGUACUUUUUGUAACAUGACUCGGGCCAGUCUAGGCUUGGCUUUAAAACCUGCCACACUAUUGAAUGUGUUGGUUUUUUUAAAAACAAAAAAAACACUUCUGUUAAAUGAUGUUUAAAUAGAAAUAGUUUGCAGCACAUUUAUAGAUAACACUUAAACUGUGUUUGUAAAUCUAAAAUAUAAAAUAAUGUGCUUAAGCAUCGAUUUUCCUUUGCACAUCUGUAAAACAUGAAACAGCACCCUGCAUCACACUGCUGAUUUGUCCCAACUUUGCAUAACAACUGUACUUUGCUCUCUGCAAGGAACUAUUGACUAACUGGUUCUGUGUCACCUUUAACAAUACCUAAUUAUAAUGCAUGCAAUUACUGUCUGCUCUGAUUCUUAACUGGACUGUACAAACAAGAUGAAGAUUGAUUUUUAAUCAAACAACAGUGAAUACAGCACAGAUUUAGUGCUAUACAUGCCAUUUCACUCAUUCACAACUUAAUUAGGGGGUAUUUGUGGCAUUUGCUAUUCUGGACCAUAUAUUAUGUUGUGAAUAAUUGAGUUUUUGGAAAAAUUAUGACUGCUAUACUCAGUCAAUUUACAGAAGUGUCAACUUCACCCUUGCAUUAUUGGCAUUUCUGACAAUUGCCAUUUCUGUUUAAAAUUGCAAUGUAAUGCUCCCGUAAUCAGAUAAUUCUAUAAUUUAGAGAUUAGAGCUUCAUGGAUGGCAGGAGGAACAGUUUCUUGUUGUUGGAUGUUUCCUUAUUGGUUACAAGCAGGGAAUGACUGCACACUUGGUGUGUGCACAGUCGGUGUCGCCUGGAUCAAUCGUUUACUGGAUAUUGAGGUUCAGUCUGUGAACCCUAAUCCUGUGAGGUGCUUUGGAAUUGUUAAUAUUGCACAUAUGUGGUUGGUAACAUAAUUCAUUUUUGUCUUGGAGAAGAGACAAAUGAACCCAUAAAUGAACAAUGAACUCAACACUGUGUAUACAUUUGCAACAGUACCUGAUAUCAGUGCUUUAUAUGUGUCUCUUUUUCAGCUGCUGUUGCAUAUGUUACUAAAGCACUUGGAUACAUCAUUUUCUUUUACGAUCAGUAUUUUCUACUGGAAUGCUGAACUGUGUCUUAAUGUUGCUUUAUUGGAAUUAGCCUACUCCGCCACCUGUCAAGGUUUUUCUGUGUGCUACCUUUUUGUUAGAUUUAAAAGUGAUACAUUUUCACUGUUGUGUUGUUCUUUGUCGUCAGUUCAUGAUACAGAAUAUCCACUUGUGUGCUAAACUUGAGUCAUUUUGAAUUAUCAUGAUGGAGAAUAUUCACUAUCAAAGCUUUUUACUCAAUUGCUUAUCAAUUUUUGUAUGUAGGAUAUAGCUGUUUUUUGCCUCUGUAAAUACAACUAAUGAUAUUUAACCAUAGACUGUGAACAAAAAUGGGCAUAGUCUUCCAUUUUCAAAAUGAGCUCCCGUUGUGAAGCCAGUUGAUGCCAGUUUUUGAAAUUCACAGAAGUCACCUGUAAUCUGGGACCUAUUGGACGAUAGGUGCCAGCUCUCCAUCACACAGCAUAAUAUUGAUCAUAAAGACCUGAAACAGUGACCGAGACAGUAAACUCAUCAGGAAAAUGUCUACUGAUGUUAUAAGUUGUAAAAAAAACAAAAAAAACCUGUAGGCUACAAGGUUUAUUGUUACUUUUGGGUCAGCCUCAUCCAGUAAAGUAUAAGACUAUGUCCACUUUUUAUAUAUGGUUUAUGUAUUGAGCAACAAUGUUUCAGUUGAUUUGCGUAACAAUGAUAUACAGACAUGCUGUGAAGGAAACUAUUUUAGCAGCUUAUAGAAAAUAAAAUCAUAGAUAGGACUGCCUGACAUGCAGCAGGUUGUAAAUAAAAGCAGCUUCUCUUGGUAUAAAGUUGUUAAAUGUUAAUAAUGUUGUAAAGUUCUGUUUUAGUGUAGGCUAUUUUGUAUUUUUAUAAAAAGCCCUUCUGUUUACUUUAUUGGUUGAUGUAUCAUCACCUACAUCACAUGGUCAUUGCCUCACUGUACUGUCGAGUCAUUGCACUGUAAGCCUGUUCAAAAUGAGUUUUAUUUUACAUAUUGUGAUGGAUAAUCUUUAUCUUAAUAGAAGAAUAAUUACCGACUUGGAUGUUUCCCCCACAAACAUUAGUUACUAUGCUAUUUUAUCAGAAAUUAGAAAACCCACAGAGGCAUUAGAUCCCAUGUCUCAAACAAUGGCCUUUUGGGAAUUAUUAUGCUGCUGUCUUCUAAAGCUGUUGAUGUGAAUCUCUCAAAAUCCACUGACUGUAUUUCCCCUGAAUGGAUAUGCCAACGUUUUUAUUCAUUUACUAUAAAUUGAUUUUCAAAGUCACUGCCUUAUGCCCUCUAGCUUGAAAAGCUGGGCUUUUGUUGUUAUGCCAAAUUUAAACUUUUUUUUUUCUGUAUACUUAACAUAGUGUAACAAUGAAAGGACUAAAUAUUGAGUACUGUUGAAGGCUAUGAAGGUUGUAUAGUAUCAAAUUGUUGUUAAGACUGAAUUAAACAAAAUAUGAAAUUUG